UCUUUGGGGAGGAGAUCUUGAUGAUAAUGAGAUAGCUAUACAGUUAGCAUUUUUCCUUAUCAAAUUCUCUGACCUCGUCGUUGUAGCUACAGUAGAUACUUGCAUAGUGUGUCUCAUGAGUUUCCGUCUGAAUCGGAUAGUUUAAAGGGCUUUCUUUAUACAACCAGCUAGUUUACGCACCAAAGGGAUGUCAAAGCGGCUGCGCAACAGAGACUGUCAGGUCUGCGCUGAUUGUAGCGCCCCGGGCCCAUGCUGGGCCUCAGUGAACAGGGGUGUGCUGGUCUGUGAUGAGUGCUGCAGCAUCCACCGGGGUCUGGGCCGACACAGUUCCCAAGUCCGACACUUGACCCAUACUCCAUGGCCCCCCUCCCAGCUACAGAUGGUUCAGACAUUGUACAGCAAUGGGUCCAACUCCAUCUGGGAGCACUGCCUUCUGGAUCCCUCAUCUAUCUCGAGUGGGAAACGCAAGGCCAACCCCCAGGACAGAGUCCAUCCCCAUAAAACGGAGUUCAUCAAGGCCAAAUAUCAGAUGCUGGCUUAUGUCCAUCGGCUGCCCUGUCGAGAGGAUGACAGUGUCACUACGAAGGACCUCAGUAAGCAACUCCACUCCAGUGUUCGGACUGGGAACCUGGAGACGUGCCUGAGACUGUUGUCUUUGGGAGCCCAGGCCAACUUCUUCCACCCAGAAAAAGGAAACACUCCGCUGCAUGUAGCAGCUAAGGCAGGCCAGGUGUCACAGGCAGAGCUGCUGGCUGUGUAUGGGGCGGAUCCCGAUGCCCUAGACAUGGGGGGUAAGACCCCUAUUGACUACGCAAGACAAGCAGGGCACCAGGAGCUGGCAGACAGACUGGUAGAGAUCCAAUAUGAACUCACCGACCGCCUGGCAUUUUACCUCUGUGGAAGAAGGCCAGAUCAUAGGAAUGGACAACACUUCAUAAUCCCACAAAUGGCUGACAGAAAUGUCAGUCUGGAUUUGUCAGAAUUUGCAAAAGCUGCAAAGAAAAAACUCCAGUCUCUCACUAACCAUCAGUUUGAAGAGCUUGCCAUGGAUGUUUAUGAUGAAGUGGACAGAAGAGAAACUGAUGCAGUGUGGCUGGUGACUCAGAACCAUAGCACUCUGGUAACAGACACAACUGUGGUGCCUUUCCUCCCUGUCAACCCUGAGUACUCAUCCACCAGAAACCAGGGCCGGCAGAAGCUAGCGAGGUUCAAUGCACAUGAAUUUGCAACACUCGUCAUUGAUAUAUUAACUGACGCCAAACGUCGGCAACGGGGGAACUCCUGUAAAAGUCCAAGAGAGGACAUAGAGCUCAUCCUGAAGGGAAUCAGCAGCCGUCAUGGGAGUGAGAGCCAGGAUAAUGAAGACCAGCCAGAUUAUGACAGUGUGGCAUCUGAUGAAGAUCCAGAGCGGGAACCAGCCUCUGGGAACAAUGGGAAAGAUGGCAGGACCAAGAGCUCUGAGUCGUCGGACUUGUCUGAUGGGCCCAUCACAUUACAUGAGUUCAUGGAGGUGAAGAGCGCCCUCACGGCCUCCGAGACCAAGAUACAGCAGCUGCUCAAGGUCAACUGUCACCUGAGUGAGGAGCUCCGGUUGAUGCAGAGCAAGCUGAACUCCAUGCAGACUGAGAAGUCUUCCCUGCGAUGGCAGACACCCAGUGGCCAGCAGCACCCUCAGGACCUCUCCGGCCGCCCCCCUGUCCCCGGAGGCCGCCCCAUGUCCAUGUACGAGACGGGCUCGGCCAUGAGGCAGUAUCCCCACAGGGGCGAGCCCCCUCGUCGUGACGACGGCCUCACUCUCCAGCCCCUCCCUACAAACAUUGGGAGGGGUCCUUUGGGGACCGCCUCGUCCUCCCUCCCUACCUUCCCCUCCUCCCUGUCCUGGUCGUGGGACGAGCGAGCUCGAAGGGGUUGCAGCCUGGAGGGACAGAGCAGCAUGCUGGAGAGUGACUAUGACAACACACCAAAGUACACAGGACUGGAGUCUGGUAUGGGCAGGAACAGCAGUUGGCUGGGUGAUGGCAGUACAGCAGAGCAGGGUGAGAGGGAGGAUGAGACUGAGGCUGACUCCACCCUGCCCUGCACCGAGGACGUCAUCUGUAAGACAGAGCAGAUCACCAAGAACAUCCAGGAGCUGCUGAGGGCCGCACAGGAGAACAAACACGAGAGCUUUGUACCAUGCUCAGAAAGGAUCCAUGUGGCUGUGAGAGAGAUGGCCACCCUGUUUCCUAAGAGGCCUUACUCAGACACAGUGCGAGGGUCUCUGCGGCUGCUCACCUCUAGUGCCAGCCGGCUCCAGGGGGAGUGCCAGAAGGCCACGCCCCACGACCCUUGCCCCUCCGACAUGCAGCUGGUCACGCAGCAGGUCAUCCAGUGUGCCUAUGACAUUGCCAAGGCUGCCAAGCAACUCGUCACUGUGACAACCAAAGAAAACAGCAACUGAUUUUUAACCCAAAGACUAACAUCCCUCUUGGACAUUUGAUAAUAUAUAUUAUCAGUACUAAUUUCAAGUUAGUGUUUAUCAGUGUUACCAUUGUGUUAUUUGUAUGCAACCAUUUCUUAUUUAAAGUACUCAAAUGGUCAUAGUAGAUUUCUAGUGAAGAACGUUUACAGAAAGUGUACCUUGCGAAAUGUGGGUCACCCCAGGGAUUUGUCCAUGGGUUUGUCUGUUAGAUAUACUCAUACUGCUAGUGUGUGACGACCUGCCUAUCUGGACUUACCUCAAAAGGAGACAUUCUAGUUACAUUGAAGUUACUAAACAGUUCUGCAACGUUACACAUUUAAACAGCCUUGGAUCAAUUUCAGGUGGCUGAACAUUUGUGGUUGCUGGGAGUGCUUGUCCUUGGUGCUCUCUGCUAUGCAACAAGGACACGUGGCUGUCCAAAGCUUUCAAACAGUUUGCUUUUAGCUUCUUAUUCAAGGCUAAACACAUUGGGAUCUUGAACAUACAGUCCGGUACAUAAUUAUUGGCACCCUUGAUCCCCAUUGAACACUUGCGGUUUGAAUUGAAGAGGGCAGUCCAUAAGAGCAGGAGGAAUGGUCUAACAUCCCUCUCAACGUGUUCUCCAAUCUCAUAAUACAUUUUAGAAAAAGGCUCAGUGUCAUCCUCACAAGGGGAGGGUGAUAGAGUAUUGAAAACGGGUGGCAAUAAUUUGGAAUUUUUUCUUAAGCAAAAUCUCUUUCUGAGUAUAUUAUAAAAUAUAUAAAAAAAAAUUAACAUACAAUACACCUCAGUAUUUGUAUUUAUUUUAUACAGUAUUUUCUGCUCAUCUUUAUCAAGGGUGCCAAUAAUUAUGGGCCUGAUUGUAGCUUAGUGGAAUACUGAGCCAUGAUGCGUCCAUUACAAUAUUUUCCUGAAGGUAUUUCCCAUGAAUGCCAUUUUUAUGUUUCAUGCCAAAGCCAUAAAGGUGAGGACAACUGCCAAGUCAGGUUUCCAUUGUUUAGUUUCUUUUUGUAGUUGUUUGAGCUCAAAAGGGAAAGCCAUACCUCCAAUGUAGCCGUACCUCACACACAAGCCCAAUAUCAAUUUUGUUUUAGUGUAGUGUGUAUUUUAAGACAUUUAUCCCAAAGGGAUACUCAAAACAGCCAACCCAAACUCUAUUUGUUAUAUUUUUUUACGAAAGUAUGAAAAUGUACAAACCAUCUAUUCUUAAUUCAUACGACCCUUAUCUAUAUUCUAUGUAUGAGACCCUUAUCUAUAUUCUAUGUAUGAAUACAAUAUCUCACACCUAACAAAUUGUCAACAUUUAUUUUCAUAAAAUGUAUGUUUAACAGUUAAAGUUCCCUCCUAUAUAUUCUGUGCUGUUUUAAGGCAUGCAAGUUUUCAUCUUGGGGAUGUCUUCUAUACAGCAUUUGUAUUUCAAUAUAUCCACAGGAAAUCAGUUGGGCUUGUGAUUCUCUCUCUCUCUCUCUCUCUGUCUCUGUGUGUGUGUGCGCAAAACCUAGCCUGUGUGUGUGUGUGUCCCGUAAUUUACAUUGUCUUUAUUGUGCUGCUAGUGGUAUAACAUGUGCAUCUAAUAGGGUUUUAAGAUGUGUUAAAAGCAUUUGUCAUGUUAUAUGUAAUAUGGGCAUACAGGGGGUCAUGUGUUUUCCAGGGAUGCAUUUGUGUGCUAUUGCGUGUUAUGAGCCAGACAACAGUCAUAGAGUUAUUGACAUUGCGGUUGAAAUAAAGACCUGCCUUUUUAAAGUAAUAAACUUUCAUUUAUAACUAAA
Messenger RNA from Coregonus clupeaformis (lake whitefish), 4209 nucleotides. RefSeq names its product ARF GTPase-activating protein GIT2-like. The transcript has 21 exons. Gene Ontology annotation, biological process: brain development; regulation of ARF protein signal transduction. Gene Ontology annotation, molecular function: protein binding; GTPase activator activity. Bases 188 to 2440 code for a protein of 750 amino acids. The record is from RefSeq and is a predicted model, not a curated record. Lineage: Eukaryota; Metazoa; Chordata; Actinopteri; Salmoniformes; Salmonidae.